Messenger RNA from Onychostoma macrolepis, 5764 nucleotides. RefSeq names its product AT rich interactive domain 3C (BRIGHT-like) (gene arid3c). Gene Ontology annotation, biological process: regulation of transcription by RNA polymerase II. NCBI's taxonomy places the organism in Eukaryota, Metazoa, Chordata, Actinopteri, Cypriniformes, Cyprinidae. The coding region runs from base 834 to 2645 and encodes 603 amino acids. Gene Ontology annotation, molecular function: DNA binding. The transcript has 9 exons. Gene Ontology annotation, cellular component: nucleus. The record is from RefSeq and is a predicted model, not a curated record.
UACUAUUAAGCCCGUCUACAUGCUGAUGUAUUGCAAUGGAUUGACUUGUAUUCUGUAUGAGUUAAGGUGAUGAGUAAACAUGGGCUGCAUUUUAUACAUUUAAAAAAAGAAGAUAAUUUAAAAAAUCAUUUCAAAUCAGUACCAAAAUUGCACAUCUAUGGAAACAAACGUAAAUCUUUGAUCCAUUUCCAGCUGUCUUUCGCUACUCUUGUUCAGAAACACAUAAACAGUGGGUAUAAAUGUAUGCGUAGCCUACAUUUGUUUUGAGGAACAACUCGUGAGUGAGAUUAUAGGCUAUAAUUACUAGCCUACUUUAUCAUUUGCGUUUAACGCACGCAAAGCUAAAAACCCUCUUAAACAGUUGAACAGCUCUUUCUACAUUCUUUAUACCUUGAACUCUAAAAGGCGGAGCAUUCCGUUUAAGUUAAAUGUAUAGAUUGCUCAAGCGUUCGAUUAGUUUCAAAUAAAGUUUAAAGUGCUGUAUUUGAAGAGAAGCGCGCGCAGGAAGCUGCUCAGCUGUAUUUCUGUUGGCUGAGCGCAGCCCCUGCCCUGAUUGCCUUAUAUCCAUGUGUAUUGACGUGUUGAGAGCAGAUGGAGGCAGAGGGACUGAUCUGAUCUCUAGUCCUCAGAGGUCAUUCUCGCUACAGUUACAGCCACUUGUUGACAAAUCGCUGAGAGACCGCGAGCGCGUCGCGAAGCCGUUUUCAUAAAGAGCUAUUUCUUUGCUUUCACGACACACAUCUAGAUGUUAAGACGGGAAUACAACUACUUCUGACUUUGUUUGGGGAAAAAGGUCACUUUUGAGCAAAUUCUUCGCAUUUGACGGGAGAAGCAUGGUUGACAACACAAGCAUAGCAACUAAAUCUGCACUGCAAGCCGCUUUCUCGUCGGCGAGCACUCUUCCUUUGCUGGUCAGCUCCUCCGGCGCUCACAGUAACUCGAGCGGCGGCAGCGGGAUGAAGCUGGAGGCGGUCAUGGAGAACCUGCAGCGACAGCAGGCGGCUCGACUCGCCCUGGAGGAGAAACUCCGCCAAGCCGAGAAGGAAAAAGACAUUAGGUCUAUGGUGGAGUCGCAAAUUCAUCAGCAAGCUAUCGCUUUCCGCCACUAUCAAGCAGCGGUGAGGGGAGCUUUCGCUUCGGGAGCCCCGAACUCGAGCUCCGGCCACCCACACGAGCGCACAGCCGACUCCGACAUAGACAUCGACGAUGAGGAUGACGACCCAGACCUGGACCGCGGCAUGGACGAUGAAGACCGCGACUUGGAGGAAGAUGACAGUAUGAACGAGGCUGGAGGGGAUGAAGAUUUGGAAGGACCCCUAGCUCAUUACCCACCGCGCCUUGCUGUUUAUCCCGGUGCCGGGCAGUCUCCAAAAAGUACCCCGAUGCAUCUGUCCAGAGUCCAGCCAACCUAUCCAGUUCCAAGUCAGGCUGAAUCACCGAGUGGUUUGGCACCACAAGCACAAUCGCAACACCACGAAUGGACUUAUGAGGAGCAGUUCAAACAGUCAGGCCAAGGCAGCGGGCCAGGAAGGAAGCUGAAAGAUUCGAGUGUUGCUUUCGGUGGCAGUGGCUCUUCGUCUCUGAUUCAGGAGCUGUACGAACUGGACGAUGAUGAGAAAAGGAAGGAGUUUCUCGAUGAUCUCUUCAGUUUCAUGCAAAAAAGAGGGACUCCAGUGAAUCGGAUUCCUAUCAUGGCCAAGCAGGUGUUGGAUCUCUACACUCUCUACAAGCUUGUCACCGAAAAAGGCGGCUUAGUGGAAGUCAUCAAUAAGAAAAUAUGGCGCGAGAUUACCAAAGGCCUGAACCUCCCUACCUCCAUCACCAGUGCGGCUUUCACCCUCCGAACACAGUAUAUGAAGUACCUCUAUCCUUAUGAAUGUGAAAAGCGGGGACUAAGCUCUCCCGGGGAGCUUCAGGCAGCUAUCGACAGCAACCGUCGCGAAGGCCGGAGACAGAGUUAUGGCUCCACCCUCUUUAACUACUCCCCCGUUGGCACCCCCACCCUGCUGGCUUCCCCAAAACUCCAGAUGCCCCACAUCAGCAUGCCCACUCCCAACGGUGGGCACAUGACUCAGACCCCUGUCAUCAAGAAAGAAGACUCCAUGCUGUCCAGCUGCCUGACUAACAGGGUGGGCAUCCCUGUGUCUUUGGCCAGCCACCACAGUGCAGCUCAGGCGGCUGCAGCUCAGGCUGCAGCUGCAGCAGCUGUGCAGGCGGCCGCAUUGGAGCAGCUGCGGGAGAAGCUGGAGUCUGGAGAGCCACCGGAGAAGAAAGUGAUGCUCAUGGCAGAGGAGCAGCAGAGGAUAAUGCAACAUGCAUUACAGCAGAAUCUCUUCGCCAUGGCAACCCAGCUACCCAUGAACAUCAAACUGAACAACAGAGAUGAUAGACAAGAGACUGCAUUGAACCUGUCUACCAACGGCAUUAGCAGCAUCAACAUGUCAAUAGAAAUAAAUGGGGUUGUCUACACAGGGGUCCUGUUUGCCCGUAAGCCAGCCAUAGGUUUCAUGCCAGGCAGCCAGCGAGUCCAUCACCAACACAGCUCUCAGGGAAAGAGCAGCAGCCCAGGGCUCAGCACCCAGAUGCAGCCGUCCUCCUCUUCCUCCUCCACCGCCUCCUCACACGGACCAGCCACCUCCCCUUGAGCCCACAACACCUCACUCAUCUCUCCCCCGACGUCAGAUAAGGCAGGGUCCUUUAGGUCAUUCUGCUGGACCAGUUUUUUUUGUCUCCUUCAAUGUACAAUGUACAAUGUACUCUUUUUACCGUUUUUCUAACCAUCCCCCUGCAAUCAGGACAGGAGCAUCCGUCACUGAAAAAACUUUCAUUAAAACAAAAGGCUGAGCACCGACAGCUGAUAGCCGCACAUUUGAGGUGUGGUACAUUUACAUUUGCAGCAAGUUGCAGCUUGUAAUUUUGUUCUUCUGAGGAUGCUAUUAUUCAGCGUGGAGCAACUAAAACGUACUGCGUGACAAUGCCAUGAACACAAGGAGAUGACUGGAUGUUCCUCAGACAGUGAAUGUUGCAUCAAAGCAAGAUUCUUCACUUCCCUUCACUGCAUCUUCAUCUUUACCUGUUGCAUUCUUGAAUCAAACAGCAAGAGCUACUAUCAGCUAUUACCAAAGAGAAUAAGAGUAGCAUAUUAGUGGUUUAUUUGAUAAAGUUUUAUCACCAUCAUCAUUGCAAAUGAUCAGAAAGUUACCAAAAUGAAUUAUCAAGCUGAUAUUUUAAUAUCUUGAUUUUAAGCAAAGCACAUCCCAUUUAACUUGGGCAUCAAAUAGUCAGGGAGAAAAAGUUAUUUACUGUAUUACUGCUUAAAUAUAUGUUUGUAAAGAAAAGAUAUCAUUAUAUCCAUCAGAGCACUCAUCUACACAAUCUUUAAAAGACCGGGAGAAUCAUAAAUGCUAGAUCGGUCAUGUAUAGCUUGAUAUGGAGGAAAGCAGACAGGAUUAUGUCUACUAUAUUCUCUCAUGACUGGUUUUGGCCUGAGGCCGUUGCGAAAUAUAUUCCAUUGAUUAGUGAGUUAUUUGGGGAACACUUGUCGACAGUGUUUAAUGAUUUUCCACCACCUCAGCCCAUGUUUUUAUAGCAAAGUGUUCAUUAAAUGCUUUUGUAGACGGAAAAACAGGUCACACUGGUUAAUACAGGUUUCAGAAGUCGAGGGUCAAAUGAUAUUGCGACGCAUGACUGUGAGCUGGACGUUGAUCAUAACAAAAUGGUUGAGGUUUUCAACCAAAAAAGAGAAGCUCUUUAGAAGUAGAUUAUGUGCUGCGAUCACGCUCAAUGUGGCUCAUUUUAAGCAUCGGUUCAUGUUGUGAAUAGAAUCCAGCUUUCAUUACGUUUUCAACAAUGCACUUGCAUUUGAGAGUUCACCUCUCGUCCUUUAUUCCAUUCUCCAUUUCUUCUUCUUCUCUUUUCUGUUGGUAAGGAAAUGGGAGGAUAUUAUUGUGUCAUUUUUUUUAGAAUUCAGUAGACGAUUUCAAGUUGUAUUUAUUAUUACUUCUAUUCUCUUCCUUUGAUGUUGAAACUUGGGCUGUUUCAGUGCUUUCAGAAACAUCGCUUUUAUUUAAAGAAAGAAAAAGUCAUAUUACAGCCCAGUACCUCACAAAUCCUGCAAACCUGUACACAGAUAAUAGAUUAUGAAAACAAGAUAUACCUCAUUUAUUUCAUUUCUAUUAUUUUUAUUGUGAAGCCACUUGAAAAUGUUUUUUCAACAAAUCACUGGAUUUUUUGUUUCUAUUUUGUAUUGUUUUACCAAAGAAGGGAAUAUAUGAUGAACACACAUCUACCUCAUUUGUUAUAGACUGUGCCAACAACAUAAUCACAGCAGCCAGUUUUUGAACAUAGCCUUUCUGGUCCGAAUUCACUUUUGCCUGCGUGAUUUGUGCUGCAGAACCAGAGGCUGGACCACACAGGGCUCGACACGGCGUCAGAUGCUUUGCUUGUUCGUUUUUGUCAGUGGCGCACAGGGGAAAAUGAAAUACCAGAAGGAUUCUAUCUCGAGCUUAUUCUGUACAGUAUCACUAGAUCUAAAACAUCUUAUGAAACAUAUCUUAAGUUAAGCUGCCUGCAACCUUGGGCGUUUAGUUAAAGUGUUUUAGCUUUACGGUUUGCAGCAGUUCCAUUGAUGCCAGUGUUUGAGUCGUCAUUUCUGUUCACAACAUAAUGUGACUUUCAAAAAAUAUAUAAUCUAGUCUAGUCAAAAGUAACUAAAAAAAAUUUUUUUUUUAUAUACUGUCUUUAGUGGGAUUUGAAUGUGGAGACGUGCUCAGAACAGGACUUAUUUUUACAAAUACCAAAGAUCUGACAAUAUUCUUGGGUUCACAAUUUCCGACCCAAUGCUGUCAUUCUUAACUUUUAAUCUCAAGCAGGAGAAAAAUAUUUUUAUUUGAUCCUGCUGCGGCAAAACUUGAUUUUAAGCACUUGGAUCAAAAUGUUUUCAAAAAAAUGAAAAGGCCAAGCUGUAUAUUCAGUUAGUCUCAGUGCACGGAUGGCAAUCUAAGAAUGUAAUAACAGUUUCCAGAGUUUUAGCACAAUUAAGAUUAAUGAAACGAGUAAACCUGACCAUCAUUUUGUUGUUGUAUAGGUGCAAGGAUUAAUGGAAAUAUAUAGUCUAUAUUUAUGUGGAAUUACAGAGGGCACAAUCAAUGCACAAUUGUCUGAUUCCUGUUGUUCGUUGUAAUUUACCUCUUGAUCAGCGUAUGAAGAGACUUUGCUUAUAUUUUUUCACAGCAGUGGCACAGUCUAUUCCUUCAUAUGACUGUCUGUUGUCUCUUCAGCUCAUGUCGCUAGACUGCAGAGAUUUUUAGAGCAAAUCCUGGACGGACUCUGGAGAAGCAAAAAAACACGAAUCAGAGUUAAUCCAUAACCAAAGCUUUUACAAAACCACGUUCACAGGCUUACUGAUGACAAUGUUGGAACAUUUGUUCAUAAAAAAAGACUAUCAUUUUAAUAACGAUUAAGAAAAAAAAAAAAGAAUCACUCAUGUGCUUAAAGAAUAACAUGUUGUUUACCUUGUUUAGCUAUGUCAACGAUGCUAUGCUGGUAGAUUUUAGAUCCUAUUAUACGCUGUGUAUGAAGCUUAUUUUUCUUUUAUUCACUUUGGAUAAAUCCAGUGCAUUAUGGGAAAGCUGGAUUGUGGUGCUCAGGGGUUAAAAAAAAAAGAAGAAAAAAACUGGUGAAAGAUUUUUAUUUUAUUUUUUUGUUUGUUUGUUUGUUUUGCCAUUGACUUGUAGCAUAAUUAGAAAUAAAGUACUGCUUUCCA